Molecule: messenger RNA, 1134 nt
Organism: Cicer arietinum (chickpea)
Lineage: Eukaryota; Viridiplantae; Streptophyta; Magnoliopsida; Fabales; Fabaceae
Source: RefSeq, a predicted model, not a curated record
AUGAGCAAUACAAGUGGUAGAUCAAAAGAAAAAUCAAGAAACUUUGAUAAGAAGAAGUUUUCUAAGGAGGUUGUUGAUUCAGAUGAGGCUGAGAUACAAGAGUUGAGGAUGGAGCUUGAUGAAAAAUUAUCUUUAAUUGAAAAACUGAAAAAUGAUGGAGAGGAUGUGUUGCUGGUUGAACCAGAAGAUGAUGGUUCAAAGAGAAACCAGUUGAAUGCAUCUCAAGAAGAUCUAAAGAAAGCAAAGGAGCAGACUCUUCAGGAUGAGAAGGAGAAGUUGGCUAAGGAGGAAUCUGAGAUUGAAAAGUUUCAAGUUGUUGAAUUGGAACAAGCUAGAAUUGAACUUGUGAAGAAGAAGGAAGAAGAAUGGCAGAAAGAGCUUGAAAAUGUGAGGAACCAGCAUGUCUUGGACAUGGCUGAUAUUUCCUCCGCCACAGAGGAGCUUCAGCGAGUUAAACAAGAACUCAACAUGGCUUGUGAUGCCAAUAAGCAAGCACUGAAUCAUGCAGAUGAUGCAACUAAAGUUGUCGAGGUUCAUGCCGAGAAAGCAGAAGUCUAUGCAGCUGAAUUGACGCAGUUGAAGGCCUUGCUAGAUUCAAAGCUAAAAACUGAAUCUAGUAAUAGUAAGCUUAUAUUGAAGUUGAAAACAGAGAUAAAACAACUUAAAGUCGAGCUUGUCCCAGUUAAAGCUGAAGCAGUGCAGUUAAAAUCUGCAUUGGAUGUUGCCGAGGUAAGAUAUCAAGAUGAGUAUAUCCAAAGCACAUUGAAGAUUAUAAAUGCUUUUGAACAACAGAGCAACCCAUUAGUGAAGAAGUCAUAUGAGAAAAGUGUAGUAGUUGUAAAUGAAGUGAAGUGCAAGCUUUAUGUGAAGUCAAGUGCUAGCAGUAAAGUUGAAUGGGAAAGAAUUCUAGUGAAGGAAGUGCUUGAGCAGCUGAAAUGUUCAAGAGAAAGAUUAACAUCAGAAGAAGGAUCAAUUCGUCUUCAAGUAUUUGGACCAAACAAAUUGGAAGAGAAAAAUGAGAGCAAAUUUUUGAAGUUCUUAGGGUUUAUGUGGUACCAUUUAUCAUGGAUUAUGGAAGUUGUAGCAUUAAUGGCAAUUGUUUUGGCUAAUGGUAGUGGAAGACCUCCUGAUUGA